CGAGGCGUCUACUCUUUAUAUGUCUAUGCUCGUGCUGCUCACUGGGCGCGCUCGUUCUAGAACUCUCCAACGGCUUCACUCCGACGUCACGAUAGAACUGGCAAAAACACGCGAUGUUUUGAGAGACGCCAGUGAAUCUGUUGGAAACGUCCGAGUUAACUGUUUAGGUUUCAGUUCGUUUUUGCCGGGUACUGCAGCUAGGUAGCACUAUUACCUAUAUCGUGGUCCGACGAGGGAGUUUAAUUGCUAAAAGAUGCAUCCUGCAACAGCUAAGUGGUAUGACAGACGAGACACUGUUUUUGUAGAUUUCUGCGUGGAGGACAGUAAAGAUGUGCAAGUUCGUUUUGACCCUGCCAAAGUUACUUUCAGCUGUGUCAGUGGAGCAGAUAAAAUCAAACACCAGAAUACAGUGGAGCUGUUUGGGGAGAUUGACCCCAAAGAAUCCAAACACAAACGCACUGAUAGGUCUGUGUUGUGUUGUUUACGAAAAGCAGAGGCUGGAAAAGCAUGGCCACGACUUACCAAAGACAAGACAAAGAACAACUGGCUGAGUGUGGAUUUCAUUAAUUGGAAAGACUGGGAGGAUGACUCAGAUGAGGACUUGUCAAGUUUUGACAAAUUCUCAGAGAUGAUGAACAGCAUGGGAGGAGAUGAUCUACCUGAUUUAGAUGGUCCAGAGGAAGAGCAUGAUUCUGCAGACAGUGAUGAUGAAAAAAUGCCUGACCUUGAGUAGAUGAAUAUGGAUGCCACCUCAGUAGUAAACAAAGCAAGUUAUGAGUCAGCUGAAGAGAGACUAGACAUGAGUUGGCAGCCAUGCUGGAGAAGAAGCCUCAUCUCUCUCUCUACGCAGUUUCCAAAGCGGAACCCCUCCAGGGGGUGACAGGGAGUGACUGUUGGUCACAGACAUGCACAGAGAUCCAUUGCGACAUACAGUGCUGUGCUUUGCUGUUCUGUUCUGCAUGGACAAUUCUGUUCAAAUGAAAAUGUUAUUGUUCAUUGACUCAAAUGACUAAUGGGAUGUGCUGAUGUCUUACACCCUCUCUCUGUUUUUUUCUUUGCGAUGUCAGGUUAUGUAUUGAACAUUGUGAUUUCUAAUGAAGUGAAAAAAAUAACUCAAAAUGCCUAUUUUCCAAAAAAGUAGAUUUUUUUAAUGACAGAUUUUCCCCUUUAAUGUUUGUAUUGUAAAUUGCACUUUUUUUGUCUGUUAAUUUAAAUAGCAGGAGUCCUGCUUGAAAAUGGGUUUUCCAAUGUAUGCCAACAUCUGCAACUAUUUAACACAAUUUUUUUAAGCAUUUAAAGAUAAACAGAUGAUGCUUGUGCAACUUACAGCUUGUGUUGAGAUUAUGGUAUUAAAGAAGUGAGAACUCUUCAUAAAGUCAUUUUGUCUUCAUGAAGAGUUUUUUUCUCUAUGCCAGUGUGCAAAAUAUCGCACAUUGUAGCCAGUACAUAUAUUAAUUUUCUUCCAGAGGUGAGUGCCGAGAUCCUAUGUAGUCUACCAAGAGUUCCCCAGAUAGUUUAAAUAAUACAGGUUAUAAAUGUUUGUUGAUCAGAAUAUGUUUCGGAAGCUUGUGUGUUUGAUUCAACAUGUGUUGAACACCUUUGCGUUUGUCUUAUGCUGUGGGAGUUUGGUUAUACAUUUCUAAUAAACUCUUUCACACCACUGAACACAA
Acanthopagrus latus (yellowfin seabream) is the source of this 1670-nucleotide messenger RNA. It is a transcript of the gene ptges3a, whose product is annotated as prostaglandin E synthase 3a (cytosolic). The record is from RefSeq and is a predicted model, not a curated record. Gene Ontology annotation, cellular component: cytosol; nucleus. Gene Ontology annotation, molecular function: Hsp90 protein binding; protein-folding chaperone binding; prostaglandin-E synthase activity. Lineage: Eukaryota; Metazoa; Chordata; Actinopteri; Spariformes; Sparidae. The transcript is spliced from 8 exons. Bases 254 to 733 code for a protein of 159 amino acids. Gene Ontology annotation, biological process: telomere maintenance via telomerase; protein folding; chaperone-mediated protein complex assembly.